CUGAAUGCCCUGCUCUGAAUUGCAGAAGAUCUACCCAAAUAUCAGGAGUGAGUGGCAGAUUUUAUCCUGCCUGCAUGAUUGUUCUCACUGGCCCUGGUUAAUAGGGGUUAGAAAGUAUGAUGGGCACUGACUCAUUCUGUACAUAAAGCUUUGUUGGAAGAGGUUUUUAAAGCAAUAAAUACAUCAUGGUACAGAUGUUGCUGCUAUUGCACCAAUGAGAUCGUGGGCUGCAGGCAUCCAAGCCAUGAAGGAAGCAUUGUGGAACAACACUGUUUAUUUCGCAGCAUUUAUGUCCUGCUUAAUUGCAAUAAAACCUCAAAGCAGUUGAGACAGGCGAUAGAACCCGUCCUGUUUUCUUCUUUGCAGGUGCCAAAACAUUUCGCGCCACUAGGAUCUAGGAUCGUAGAAUUGCAGAUCUGGAAGGAAACCCAAGGGUCAUUUAGAUCAUCCUCCUGAAAUCAGUGCCAUGUGGGGCUUAAGUGCAGAAAACGCGGGAGCUGCUGAGACGGGCACAGAGGCAACUACCGCAGAGUGCGACGGCCGGGAGGGAGAGGGAAUAAAAGCGAGAGCGAGGAAGAGAGUUGGACGGAGAAAAGCCUAAGAGACCAGCAAGCAAAGCCUCCGAAGAGGGAACUGAGCUUUACUGCAAAAAAUUCGGACUGGCAGCAGGUAAGGAGCGCACCAAGAUCCACAAUGGUGGAAGACUUUGAGGUAGCCAUUUCUCAGGGCCAAUUGGCAGACGCUAUGUCACACGUGCUGGCAAAACCACUGCACUUUUUCAACAGCACUCCGCUCCACAUUGCCGUAAUAGGAGAGCCCGGCUCCGGGAAGUCCUCAUUCAUCAAUGCCAUGCUGGGUCUUCGUGCCGAUGACCCGCGUGCCGCUGCGACUGGCAUACAGAUGACGACUGUGCAAGUCAAGGAUUACCCACACCCAACACUUCCACAAGUGAUCCUUUGGGACCACCCUGGAAGGGGAACGCCAACCUUUGGAGAGGACAAAUUUGACAAGAAGGUCGAUUUGAAUCGCUUUGAUUUCUUCAUCAUCGUUGGCUCCCAGCGCUUCCGCUCCACCCAUUCUGACCUGGUCCGUGAGAUCCAAGAUAUGGGCAAGAGCUUCUACUUUGUGCGCACCAAAGCAGACCUGGACCUGUCGGCCGCCAAGAGGCAACAGCCAUCUGACUACAAUGAGAAGAAGAUCCUCUUGCACAUCCAGGAGGACUGCAAAGAGUGCUUGGUAAGAGAAGGAGUGAGGGACCCACAAGUCUUCAUCGUCUCCAACUGGGAAGCCGACCGCUUUGACUUCCCCCUCCUGCAGGAAACGCUGAAGAACGAUCUCUUGCGGCUGAAGAGGCAAGCCUUUCUGCGCCGCUUCCCUAGCAUCUGCCUGCCUAUGUUAGAGAAAAAGAAAACCACUGUGGAGGGGAAGAUUUGGAUCAGAAGGCUUGUUCUGCUGGUCGCUUUUGGAAGCCCAGUUCCCUUCCUUCUCCCCAUAUUUCUGUUUAGUAAGUUCCGCUCCUGGUGCUUCCUGGACUUUGGCCUGGACGAUCGAUCCCUUGCAGCUCUGGCCCAGCGUGUUGGAAAGACAAGCACAGCCCUUAAAGCAGCAAUGCAGUCACUGGGAAUCUUCUCUGCCAUUUUAUGGGUGCUGCCCGACUUGGUGGGACUCUCAGUGAUGGCUUAUGAAUAUCACCGCUGGGAGCAUUUCCCCAUCUUUGGCUGUCUUCUGUCCAUUGGGAUUUCGCUUCCUCGCACCUACUUCAUGAUGCAGAAAUGCAUAUCGGGUGCUGCUGAUGACACCCAGAGGGUUCUGUCCAAAGCUCUUGAGGCAGAGGGGAAAAAGUCCAUUUAGCAGCAAGCAGAUGUGCCAUGAUGACUAAUUGCUUGAUAUAUAGUAUCUGGUGAAUUAUACGUUUCCAUUUUUAAAACAACCACCACCAAAAGACAUUAAAAUAAUAAUAAUCAGAUGAUCAGGUUUUUUAUUUUAAAAAUUCCAUAAAUCUUAGGCUUCUCAUUUUUUAUAAAAAACCCUAGGUGAAGUAAUCUGAAUGCCAGCAUAAUACCCCCUCAGUUACUUUUUUAAAUUAGUAUCUCUAUCCAAUGUCUAAGAAUUAAGACCAAUACUGAAAGGAGACUUUGGGACAAAUGGACUUUUUCCUAUUCAUAAUUCUUUCAGUCCACUGAUGAAUUGCUCUGUAUAUGAUGUCAGACUAGAAAAAACUAGUGACCUAUGUGAACCUGCUUGCAAGGAUGGUCUCAAGUUGCUGCAGCAUUCACUUUCUCUCCUCCCCCCCCCCUCUCUAUAUAUAUGUGCUGCAUUUGCUUUUUUUCUUUAGGAACAGGAGUUAGCUCUAUAUCACAAGUCCCAUGCAACAUCUCUUUCAGAAUUUUCUUUCCCUCAGACACACUCAAACUGAAGGAGGGCAUUCAGCUAGACAGGAGCCUCCACAUUGGUGAAAUAGAAAGUUGAGGUAAUUUUAAUCUGUUCUAGCAUAUCUUAAAGCACGACUGUAAUUGUUUCCUAGUUUUAUUGGUUUAUCUCUUUGCAAACCGCUUUGAGGUUUUAUUAGAAUCAAGCGGUGUAUAAGUUUUCAUGAAAUAAACUAAUUGGUUAAAUUAA
Molecule: messenger RNA, 2619 nt
Organism: Podarcis raffonei (Aeolian wall lizard)
Lineage: Eukaryota; Metazoa; Chordata; Lepidosauria; Squamata; Lacertidae
Product: interferon-inducible GTPase 5-like
Exons: 3
Coding region: 694-1851 (385 amino acids)
Cellular component (GO): membrane
Molecular function (GO): GTPase activity; GTP binding
Source: RefSeq, a predicted model, not a curated record